Messenger RNA from Phytophthora nicotianae INRA-310, 683 nucleotides. RefSeq lists its product as hypothetical. The record is from RefSeq and is a predicted model, not a curated record. Bases 11 to 544 code for a protein of 177 amino acids. Gene Ontology annotation, molecular function: DNA binding. Lineage: Eukaryota; Oomycota; Peronosporomycetes; Peronosporales; Peronosporaceae. The transcript has a single exon.
GCAGCCCAACAUGGCAAUUUCAGAAACUGUGCAGAGCGCCUUAUUUGUAGGAGACGACCACGACCAGCAGUUGAUUCGCCUCCCAAUUCGAGCUGCCGAAGCUUCCCAGUCGAAACGAAGGCGGCGUUCUCGUCGCCGCGACCCGCCGACCGAGAGAAGUCGACUCCUAUGGAAAGUCGACGAGCACGACCGAUUCCUCGAGGCACUUGAGCUCUACCCGGCCGGACCCUGGAAAGCGAUCGCAGACUACAUCGGGACGCGAACGGCACGUCAGACCAUGACACAUGCUCAAAAAUAUCGACAGAAGAUCGAGCGGCGGAAAUUGAAAACACGCAAAAAGAGCAUCGAUCCUUCUAACGACACGUCUUCGGAAGAAGAGAUCAUCAGCUCACCAAGAGAAAAGCUGAGAGCUACAGCAACAAUUAGUCUGCAGGACGAAGCCACAGAAUUCUCGGUGCUGUUGGAGUUCGUGAACAGCUUUCAGCCAAGCGAGAUCGAGCGGCCAACUCCUCUUCUGCACUUCGCGGAUUGUGCUUUAUGGUGAUUUCUACUAAAAUCUCACACCACAGGUGAACUGGGUUUACCGACGGUCGGUAAACCUCGUUGACUUUUAGGAUAAAUCACGAACGUAACUUGUAAACAGUGUUGUUUCCCCAAAGAUAUAUAACUCCAGCAUGUUGGUG